AUGAAGUUCUCCGCUUCCGUUGUCCUGGCUGCUGCCCUCGGCGCCUCUGCCCACCCCAGCCGUGUCGGUCACAAGCACGCCCACCGCUCCCUCGCCGAGCGACAGGAGUUUGUCAAGGCCGUCAACCCCGUCACCGUGACCACCACCAUCACCCAGGGCCAGGUCCAGGCCGCCGCCGCCCCCACCGCCGCCCCUUCCUCCAGCAGCAGCAGCAGCAGCAGCGCCACCACCACCUCGUCCGCUGCCGCCUCCUCCACCUCCGCCGCCUCCUCCAGCGGCGGCUCCGGACAGGGCAUCAGCGCCUACACCGAUUUCUGCAGCGGCAACAGCAAGCGUGCCACCGCCGCCCAGAUCGCCUACAAGGGCAACACAGGCACCACCAGCGACUACGGCUGCAACAUGAUGCUCGCCCAGAGCUCCGUCGCCGAGGAGUACGACCACGUCAUCAUCCUUGAGAACGCUUCGGACGAUGAGCAGCAGUGCGUCUGCUUCAACAAGAUCGGCUCCACCGGAGGCAUCAACGGCUUCUUCACCGGCAACGAGGCCCUCAACUUCAAGCUCGCCGCCGGCGAGACUCAGCACGUCGUCGUCGACUCCAACUCCCAGGGCGGCUGCACUUGCGGCGCUGGCGAGGUCACCCUCACCGCGUUCGGCGAGUUCGCUGACACCUGGCUCGAGUUCGACAUGGCUAACGAGUCCAACGACGGAUGGUCUGGCGCUGACGCUUCCUGCCUCGUCUCCGCCGCUGAGGGUCUCAACAUCCCCGGUCUCCGUGUCUGCGACGAGGCCAACGGUAGCGGUACCUGCUCCACCAUCAACCCCGGCGGUACCGGCACCAACGCCUAUCUCGGCGGCAUGGAGGACCUGGACGGUGUCGGUCUCAACAUCCCCGCUGGCCAAGUCCGCCUCUACGUCACCGUUGGCUACAGCUCUUAG
Molecule: messenger RNA, 936 nt
Organism: Geosmithia morbida
Lineage: Eukaryota; Fungi; Ascomycota; Sordariomycetes; Hypocreales; Bionectriaceae
Product: Allergen Asp
Exons: 1
Coding region: 1-936 (311 amino acids)
Cellular component (GO): extracellular region
Molecular function (GO): IgE binding
Source: RefSeq, a predicted model, not a curated record